Messenger RNA from Dichotomopilus funicola, 2241 nucleotides. RefSeq lists its product as uncharacterized. The transcript has 3 exons. The record is from RefSeq and is a predicted model, not a curated record. NCBI's taxonomy places the organism in Eukaryota, Fungi, Ascomycota, Sordariomycetes, Sordariales, Chaetomiaceae. Bases 1 to 2241 code for a protein of 746 amino acids.
AUGGUGCUCGACUUUCCCGAUGGAGGCGUCCUGCUUGAGGGCUCGGUCGGGUCUGCGGCCAAGCUCCCCGAGCAGGCGUUCGCCAUUAGUUUAAGUGGAAGUGUCAUUGAGGACAUGAUUUCCUGUGUUCAGAAUGGCGGAGAUAUUCAAUUGGCACUGGGAAGCAACCCAAAAUUCCUCUUUGACGAUCACGAGAUUCGCAUCCCUAAGACGUCCGACCCUUCCGGUUACGAUCUUUUCUUGGCCAAUUCUGAUCGCCCAUCGAGCGCAACCAAGCUACCAAACCCCACCAUGUCGAUCCUAAAAACCCCGAAGCAACACCAACAAUAUUUGAAGACCAAGGCUACCAAGGCGAGCAAACCGACACAGAGGAAGGCCCCAGCCCGAGCUCCGGCGGUAACCUCGAAAGCCGCACCGACCGUUGCCGCAGCCCGCCCCGGCUCUUCGACUAAGGAUCCAGACUCUCGUGGCGGCCCUGAGGAUGCUACAGCAAAGCUUAAGCGCUCGUUUGAUAACUUGGCGGCGGACAAGAGGGAGAACUCCGCUGUUAUUGUUGGUGGUCUACCCAACCCCAAAGGGGGGAAAUUCGGGCGACUGCUUGAUACGCAUGGCGGCCAUUCGCCUCGAUCAUUGCCUCCCAGCCCAGCAUUGAGUGGGAUCGGUUCCCCGUCUCUUGCGGCUUCCGGACAAACAACACAGGAUAAAGCGAAGCAGCAACGCUUCCCGCUCAUGCAUGAACUUGCCGUUCAAGAUUUGUCCCGGGACGGCCUCCUGGCGAGAUGGAAUGAGGGGACGGAGGAGGAAUUCAACACCGUUCUCGACAAAGUGGCGUCUUUCGACGAGGAGCUCCAGACGUGGGUUUUGAGAAAGAACUGCUGGAAAGACCUCGAUAUCUUUGAGUACAAGUAUUCAAGCGAGGAUCGUCGACAGAAGGCGAUCAGCAAUGCGAUCAAGUGGUUCGAUCGCAACCGUGUGAGCGCCUCGGACCCCUUGUGGCAGAAGCUCCUGCCCAAGAGAGAUCGCGGCAAAGGUAUUUGUCUGAGCAAUCUACAAGUGACCCUGGCCAAGGGCCCCGUAGUUACGGCGCCGAAGCAGCGGGCCGAGACUGCCAGCGCGAGCGGCGGCGACUCGGAAAAGGAUGAGUCCGGCGUACCAGUGGCGAAGGGCAAAGGUGGCGAGGCUAUGUCAAGGUCUAACUCGCAAACGUCGACUGGGAAGAAGAAGUUGUCGGCAUCCGAAGCGCAGGCGAAGCGACUGUUGUCUACUACGAAAAAGAAGGCUUUGCCGGCGCCGGGCUCAAAAGCUGCUUCGAAGACUUCGGCUCCCAAGCCAACGGCCAAAGCCGCACCGGCCAAAGGUGGACGGGUUCUCUCCAAAGAGUUCGUUUCCGACUCAAGCUCGAGUGACGAUGAGGUACCCCUUUCGACGUCGAUGGGGAAGAGCAAAGCCGCCGGAGUUUCGGCCCCGAAGCCGCCACAGAGGGUCGAGAACCCAAAACCGGCGGAGAAGCCGAAGCGAGGGGUCAAGGAGGUGACCGCAGCAAAGCCGAAACCAACCCCGGCGGCUAGGAUUCCGCCGCGGGAGCGGAAGACCGAGAAGGAUAAGGAUACCAUUCAUGACCAGGUCAUCGCCAAGCCGAUUCGACCGCAGCCGAAACGCCCACGGGAUGCUGAGGACGACGACAGCUCUAGUUCUGGCACGCCGCUGAGCAAGCGAGUAAAACCUCCCGCCAAGCCCCUUCCCGCAUCCGUCAAUUCAGCCAAAGCCCGCACAGCUUCCGAUGCGAGCCAGAACCGAGGUGUGUCUGCGGCCAAGGCCAAGAACACGUCGCCCACAAAGUCGUCACCGCUCGCUUUGUCCCCGCCAACGAAUGCGUCCGAGGUUGAGCAGGAUCGUGUUGCCCGUCCCCGGGAACGGGAUCGGGAGCGCGAGCGGCGCCGGGAGGUGGCCGUGCGGAGUUCUAGCAGCACCACCGACAGUAGCAGUAUUGGGCUUGGUAUUGCCCGGAAGCGCCCUCCGGUGGAGUCGUUGUCUGGGAGCAAGCCUAAGCGGCAGCGGCCCUCGCAAGAGACGGUCGAGUUGGCGGCCAAGUUCAGACAGUUUUACGGCCGGUAUCUGCAGCUUCAUCGCGAUGUUGCUAGCCAUGAUAACCCCGAUCCCGACCAGGUGACGGAUUUGCUGGAUAUGCACCAACAGUUGAGCCGCAUGAAGACGGAGAUUUAUGCGGCAGUGGAGGUCUGA